Molecule: messenger RNA, 1185 nt
Organism: Anisakis simplex (herring worm)
Lineage: Eukaryota; Metazoa; Nematoda; Chromadorea; Rhabditida; Anisakidae
Source: the annotation of a GenBank genome assembly
AUGGGUCCGCCGGACGCGAUAUUGGGCGUAACAGAAGCAUACAAGGCUGAUACGAAUCCGAAUAAGAUAAAUCUUGGUGUUGGUGCUUAUAGAGAUAAUGAGGGUAGGCCACACGUGCUUGAAUGUGUAAGGAAGGCAGAGGAAGAAAUAAUGGCGAGUCAUAUGGACAAGGAGUAUGCGGGUAUAGCGGGUAUCGCACAGUUCACAAAAUUGGCCAUUCAGCUUGCGUUAGGUGAUGAGAAUUUGUCAGUGAUUAAUGAUAAACGCAAUGCAACCGUACAAGCUAUAUCCGGUACAGGUGCAUUAAGAACUGGAGCUGAAUUUUUGGCAAAAUGGCACGGUGGUCCGAAAGUGAUCUAUCAGCCAGCACCUACUUGGGGAAAUCAUGUACCAGUCUUUAAAUUUUCCGGUUUGGAUGUAAAGCAAUAUCGUUAUUAUGAUAAGCAAACAUGUGGUUUUGAUGAAGCUGGUAUGUUAGAGGACAUUUCGAAUAUGCCUGAGAAAUCGAUCAUUCUUUUACACGCAUGUGCACACAACCCAACCGGAGUUGAUCCAAAAAUUGAACAGUGGAAAAAAAUCGAAGAAGUGGUUCGAAAGCGACAAUUGUUACCAUUUUUUGAUAUGGCAUAUCAAGGAUUUGCGUCCGGUUCAAUCGAUCGUGACGCAUUCGCGGUGAGAUAUUUCGUCGAACAUGGACAUUGUAUCGCAUUGGCUCAGUCAUUCGCCAAAAACAUGGGACUCUACGGAGAACGUGUUGGUGCGUUCACGUUUUUGUGUGGUUCUAGUGAAGAAGCAUCGCGUGUAAUGUCUCAGAUGAAAAUUUUAAUUCGUCCUUUGAUAUCAAGCCCACCAAUUCACGGUGCUCGAAUUGCAAUGCAUAUUUUAUCGAACGAUUCGUUGAAAGCACAGUGGCUCAAAGAAGUGAAAGGAAUGGCGGAUAGAAUAAUUUCAAUGCGACUUCAUCUAAAAGAUUUACUUGAAAUGGAGGGUUCAACACGAAAUUGGAAACAUAUCGUCGAUCAAAUAGGGAUGUUUUGUUAUACUGGAAUAUCACCUGAACAGGUGAAUCGGCUCAUUGAAAAUUUCAGCGUUUAUUUAACUCAAGAUGGUCGAAUUUCAAUGGCUGGAGUGACAACGGGAAAUGUUGAAUAUUUGGCUAGAGCCUUACAUGAUGUAACCAGAUAA